Molecule: messenger RNA, 1932 nt
Organism: Eucalyptus grandis
Lineage: Eukaryota; Viridiplantae; Streptophyta; Magnoliopsida; Myrtales; Myrtaceae
Product: wall-associated receptor kinase-like 20
Exons: 3
Coding region: 1-1932 (643 amino acids)
Biological process (GO): cell surface receptor signaling pathway; protein phosphorylation
Cellular component (GO): plasma membrane
Molecular function (GO): polysaccharide binding; ATP binding; protein serine/threonine kinase activity
Source: RefSeq, a predicted model, not a curated record
AUGAGCAACACACUUGCUCUCGCAAUUGCACUCUUUGCCCGGGUGCUGGUGAUACUAUCGUGCGACAUUUGCAUAGAGGGCACAAUCACCUGCCCGAAUUGUGGCAACAUGACCGUCCCUUAUCCGUUGAGCACUGGACCGAGCUGUGGCGACCAGUCGUACAAAGUCCGGUGCAGCUUCGGCAAACUGUUUUUCGACGCGCUCAAUGAGUCGUCUUACGUUGUCACAUCCAUCAACCCACAGUCCCAGAGGCUAGUGAUUAGGCCAUCGGAUUGGGUCGACCGUGCUUGCAUUUCAGCUGACUACAGGAACCAGGGAAUCUACCUCAACCGAAGCCUUCCCUUCUACAUAACCAGCAGCAACACCCUGGUGCUGAUGAAUUGCUCCACCGACAUGUUGUCAUUGGCCGCAGAUUGUACAGUGACAAGCAUAUGCCAUGUGUAUCUCAGGGACAAUCCCCUUGCGGCAGCCUCUUGCAGUACCUUCCCCUUGUGCUGCUCACUGAAGACGGGCGGUUCCCAGAAUGAGUACAGGAUCAGGGUCCGCCAGGACCGAUGUACGGCUUACCAGAGCUUCGUUAAUCUGGACACUUCGCUGCCUGUGAGCAAGUGGGCGUUAUUCAGGGGGCUGGAAUUGGAGUGGGAAUUGCCUCAGGAGCCAUUGUGCAACUCCCAGGUGGAUUGCCGGAACUCAGCAAAUACGAUGUGCUCUGCGGACCCCGUGAAGGCCGCACAAAAACGGUGCUUUUGCCAAUACGGGUUUCGGUGGGAUCCAAUUGCAGUCGUAUGUUACAAUAUCAAGUGUCCAAGACCAGAAGAUUGCGAGAAGCAAAGCAAAAGUCCACUAAUUGCAGGUACGUUUUGCCCAAUUUUUGCAGGUUUAACCUUGAGCGCCACUGCAGUUCUGUUCGGGUUUGCAGCUCUUUGUAUCGUCUACCGACAGCGCGAGCGCAUCAAGGAGGAAGCACAACUCAUUUUGACCAAAAUGCGUGAAGACAUCCUCAAUGCCAAUUGCAGCGGCAAAGUGGCCAAGAUCUUCACGGGGAAGGAGAUCACAAGAGCAACAAGCAACUUCUCCAGGGAAAACCUCCUUGGCGCUAGCAGCUUUGGCGAGGUCUUCAAGGGCACCCUUGACGACGGAACUGUAAUUGCCAUCAAGCGAGCCAAGCUCGGGAACACAAAGGGAAUAGACCAGAUCUUGAAUGAGGUCCGGAUCCUUUGCCAGGUGAAUCAUCGAAGCCUGGUCAGACUGCUGGGUUGCUGUGUGGAUCUUGAGCUGCCUCUGCUAAUUUACGAGUACAUAUCUUGUGGAAAUCUUUUUGACCAUCUUCACGGCGCAUACAAAUGUAAAUGGGCUCCCCUCACGUGGUGCCGUCGGCUCAUCAUCGCCCGCCAAAUGGCCGAGGGACUUGCAUAUCUUCAUACCGCAGCCGUACCGCCCAUUUUCCAUAAGGACGUCAAAUCUAGUAACAUACUAUUAGAUGAAAAGCUCAAUGCUAAAGUGUCCGAUUUUGGGUUAUCGAGGUUAGCCGAGAGAGAUGCAACUCACAUCAUGACCUGCGCUCAAGGAAUACUCGGUUAUCUUGAUCCAGAAUACUAUCUUAAUUUUCAACUUACUGAUAAGAGCGAUGUAUACAGCUUUGGGGUUGUUCUACUGGAGUUGCUGACUUCGAAGAAGGCCAUCGACUUCAAUCGAGAUGAGGAAGAUGUAAACUUGGCAAUACAUAUCAAGAAAAUUCUAAAAGAGGAAAGACUGAUGGACGCCCUCGAUCCAGCGAUCAAAGAGGAUGCCACGAAGUUGGAAUUGGAGACCAUGAAGGCACUUGGAUAUCUCGCGUCAUCAUGCUUGGACAAGCGGAGGCACAACCGCCCCAACAUGAGGGAACUAGCCAACGAAAUCGAACACAUCUUCAGUAUACUUCGAGGAGGUUAA